Messenger RNA from Serendipita indica DSM 11827, 423 nucleotides. NCBI's taxonomy places the organism in Eukaryota, Fungi, Basidiomycota, Agaricomycetes, Sebacinales, Serendipitaceae. The record is from the annotation of a GenBank genome assembly.
AUGUCAGUCUACAAGAUUACCGUUGCACAGUACGGCAGCGACCGGCUUCAUGGAGCAUGGCAUUACGCCAUCCUCUGCUAUACUCUUUCUGAUCCCCAUGAACCAGAGAGGGCACUCUGUCUGCAGCUCGUCGGCAGUGAGGGAGUGCGCAACUAUGAAAUAGGAGAGGUCAGCCGCGUCGUUGCUCGCCAUUCCAAAUGCUUCCAGGGUGAGAUUGUGGUCGGUCACAUUGCCUCCACGAGCAGUGCAGUUCAGCAUUUCAAGAGUUGCGCAAAACUAGUCCAGAUUCAAAAUGGUACGCGUGAAUGGAACUCCCAGAAUUGGGUGGCCGAAGUCCUCACGGUAGCCAAUACUCUCGGCGUUCAGGUCAACGCCUACACCCAUAAGACUCUCUUCGAGGCCAUGAAGUCCUCAUUCAAGUGA